Molecule: messenger RNA, 5089 nt
Organism: Dendroctonus ponderosae (mountain pine beetle)
Lineage: Eukaryota; Metazoa; Arthropoda; Insecta; Coleoptera; Curculionidae
Product: ATP-dependent RNA helicase DHX33
Exons: 3
Coding region: 1479-3575 (698 amino acids)
Biological process (GO): positive regulation of transcription by RNA polymerase I
Cellular component (GO): nucleolus; intracellular anatomical structure
Molecular function (GO): RNA binding; ATP binding
Source: RefSeq, a predicted model, not a curated record
UUGGAAAAUAGGGAAAACUUUGCUUUAAAUACUGUAUAACUUUUAUCAGUUUGAACCUGCGAGUUUUUUCUUGUCGAAUUUUCAAAGUUGGCAACGUUAUGUCACACACUCGGCCACUUGUGCACUUUUGUGUUUCUCAGGGCAUUUCUCAGCAACCCAGACAGAUGUCGGAAUGAAAGUUUCACUGGAAAAAAGGGAAAACUUUGCUUUAAAUACUGUAUAACUUUUAUCAGUUUGAACCUGCUAGUUUUUUCUUGGCAAAUUUUCAAAGUUGGCAACGUUAUGUCGCAGACUCAGCCACUUGUGCACUUUCGAGUUCUUCAGGGCAUUUCUCGACAACCCAGACAGAUGUCGGAAUGAAAGUUUCACUGGAAAAAAGGGAAAACUUUGCUUUAAAUACUGUAUAACUUUUAUCAGUUUGAACCUGCUAGUUUUUUCUUGGCAAAUUUUCAAAGUUGGCAAAGUUAUGUCGCAGACUCAGCCACUUGUGCACUUUCGAGUUCUUCAGGGCAUUUGUCGACAACCCAGACAGAUGUCGGAAUGAAAGUUUCACUGGAAAACAGGGAAAACUUUGCUUUAAAUACUGUAUAACUUUUAUCAGUUUGAACCUGCCAGUUUUGUCUUGGAGAAUUCUCAAAGUUGGCAACGUUAUUUCGCACACUCGGUCACUUCUGCACUGUGAAUGAAAAUUUCAUGAAAAUUUCCUGAAAACACUGUAGUUUUUUAAUAAUGAUUUCUCAAACUUUGCAAUUCUGACGACUUCUGAACUUCGCUCUUCUGCAGAGAAUUCCUCAAUAAUCCGGGAAUAAGAGGAAGCUUUUCUUUAAAUGCCGUGUGAAGUUGAUCAUUCGGGAUCAUCCAGUUUUUUCAUCAUCAGUACUUGCGGGACUUGGGAAGUAAAGGGAUCAUCUUUCGUAGCUUAAAUGGACCAAUAAUUUUUGGAGGAAAAAUUUCCUGUCUUUUUCCAACUUCAAAAAUUGUUGGUCCGUUUAAGCCACAAAAAAUGGUCCCUUAAGUUGCUAAAGUUAUUUUGCAACAACGCCGUGUCAGUUUUCCUUAGAACAUUUGCCAUUGUUUCCCAAUAAUCAAAGAAAUUUUCCAGUUUUAAACCAUUAAAGAAAUACCAUAUAUAAAAAUAUAAACUCCAAUUUUUGCUGUAGAGUUCUAAACGAAUCACUGCAACCGGCAACACCGCCAGGCUUCGUGUAUAAAUACGACGCACAAGCGGGAAAUUCUUCAUUCCUUCGUGAUUCGUGGCUUUGUAUCGACUCGUGUUCUGUUCAGGUCUUAACCUCGUGCUCUCAAGUACUCAUAUAAACCGGUUAGUGUUGCUAAACGUAAACAAUAAUUAAUUUUUGUUCGGCUUACAGAAAAAUCAAAAACAAUUCGUGCAUCUGUGCAACUAUUCGGUGUUUGCCCCAGUUUAGUACACGUACUGUUUAUCGUUUUGUGAAAAGUGUUCCGCUGUUCAGUGUAGAAUGUCGCAAAUCGGAAAAUCUUCCCAAGGGAAAGCCAAUGGAAAGAACUCCGGCUCCAAGAAGGGUCAAAAGGUGAAAAACAACCAACCAGCGGUGAGCUCUCCGGCCAAGAAGAGCAAACUCAGUGAAGAUCGGAACAGCAAGCUAAAACAGCUCCAGAUACAGAGAAUGCAGUUGCCCAUUUACCUUCAUAAGAAUGAGUUGAUGGAGGUGAUUGAAGACUCUAAAAGCUUGGUGAUUGUGGGAGAGACGGGCUGUGGAAAAACGACCCAAAUUCCCCAAUAUAUCGAUGAAGACAAUCUGACUAGACCUGGUAAAAUCGCCAUCACUCAGCCUAGAAGAGUAGCUGCUAUUAGUGUUGCGACGAGAGUUGCUCAGGAGUAUGGCCUAGAUAUGACUGUUGGAGGCCAUGUUGGUUAUUCGGUACGAUUUGAGGACGUUACCUCACCCAAGACAAAAAUCAAGUUCCUGACUGAUGGAAUGCUGUUGCGCGAAGCACUUAAAGACCGAUUGCUGUGUGACUAUCGUGUGGUGAUACUGGAUGAGGCGCACGAGAGGACGAUUCAUACGGAUGUGCUCUUUGGCAUCGUAAAAGAAGCCCAACUGAUACGCGAAGUGAAAAAACUGCCGCGCCUGAAGAUAAUCGUUAUGUCGGCCACAAUGGAUGUAGACCACUUUGCCAAUUAUUUCAAUUGCCAAGUGGUUUACCUCGAAGGGCGAACGUACCCUCUGAAUAUCCGCUACACCACACAUGCACAAGAGGACUAUCAAACCGCCUGCAUCUAUACGUUCUUCCGAAUCCACCAAGUAACUCCUCCGGAGGAUGCCGUUCUGAUCUUCCUCACUGGGCAGGAGGAGGUGGAGCAUUGCGCACAUCAGAUCAGGCUACUAGCAAAGGAGGUGGACGGACCUCCUGUCAAGGUGUGCCCACUCUACGCUUCUCAAACUGGACUGCAGCAAAUGAACGUCUUCAAUGGGACCCCAACAGGAACGCGCAAAGUGGUGAUCAGCACCAACAUUGCGGAAACCAGCAUUACGAUUCCCGGCAUCAAAUUCGUCAUUGAUUCUGGAAUGGUGAAAGUGAGAACAUUCUGCCCGUCAACUGGACUCGAAGUUCUGAAAGUGCAGCGAGUGUCCCAAGAACAGGCCAUUCAAAGAGCUGGCAGAGCCGGUAGGGACUCGGAAGGAUUCGUUCUUCGUCUUUACACCAAUGAACAGUUUAAGAGGAUGCGACCCAGCUCGAUCCCGGAAAUUCAACGUGCCAACCUGAACUCAGUGGCCCUCCAGAUGUUCGCUUUAGGAGUUCGAAUGUCGGACUUCGAUUUUAUGGAUUCGCCACCAAAAAAUGCAAUCAACGCCGCUUUUGUUCAAUUGAAACUACUGGGCGCGAUUGACAGUGUCUCUGAGUCGAUCACGCUGACCGAAUUGGGAAAGAAGAUGGUCAAGUUUCCGCUGGAUCCAAGAUUUAGCAAAAUCCUCAUUAUGGCAGAUCAGUUCGGAUGUCUGAAGGAAGCAAUCACGGUGGUGGCACUGAUGUCAAGCGACUCGAUCCUUCUGAAUCCCCCAUCAAAAAAAGAACAAGUGCAGGAGGCGAGGGAAAAGUUCCGCUCUCCAUAUGGCGACCACUUGACGCUCCUGAACAUCUACAGGGCGUACGAGAAUCUAAAGAAAGAUACUGAAAAGAACUGGUGUCAGGAACAUUUCCUGAACACCCGCAAUCUUCUGUAUGUUAAAGAAGUUCGAACUCAACUAACCGAAAUUUGCAAAAGUAAUGGACAGAAGCGAUCGUCAUGCGGUGGCCAUUUAGAUCAACUCAGAAAAUGCCUCCUAGCCGGGUUGUUCAUGAAUUUCGCGGAAAUUCACGGAGAUACUACGUUGCGACGCGAAAAGCAGUAUCUGACGCUGGACAAAGGACAGGCAGCUUUGAUCCACCCCAGUUCGGUCCUCUACGGAAUCCAACCAGCCUACUUACUCUUCACCGAAGUGGUUCGCACCUCCAAAUGCUACUUGAGAAACCUGACGAUCGUCGAAGGCGAAUGGCUGAACGAAGUGGCCCCCGAAUACGCUGCCAGCCGGAACUUCAAGUUCAACAACUAAUCUUAAGACAGUGCUACGAGCACGUAAAGGCGCGAAUACAUGGAAAGAGGCAAGUUUUGUACAUGUUAAUGUUGUAAAUAGUCACUCAUUUAAGCCUCAAUUCGACGUCUUCGCGCCUUCUUUUUUGUGAUAAAAGAAGCUUUGAUGAGACAUUGAAGCUUUUUUUAAAUUUUAUAUGUACAAAUGUUUUUCAACUGAAGGCUUAGCACAGAAAAGAAUCGCCUUUUUUGCUUACUUCUCCCCCAAAUAUGGCGCAUGUUUAGGUGAACUUUACGCUUGCAACGCGCUGUUCAAACUCUUUGAUUUUUCAUGUACAAAUUAAUGUAAAAACCUUAAUCGUCUCCAGUGAUUUGUUAGUUACAUUAAGUAAUUAGUGUAUAGUACAAUAUAGUAUUAAGUACAAGUGACUACUUUUUUAUAUAGAAAUGCAAUUCAUUGAGGCUUAACUCAAUUCGACGCAUUCGCGCCUUAAUUUUUGUGAUAAAAGAAGCUUUAAUGAGAAACUAGUCUUUUUAUCUUAAUUACUAAUGUUUAAUACUUUUGUCUUACCUAAUAAUCGUUAAUGAUAAAUUAAAGCUUCUUUUAAAAUUUAUAUGUACAAAAUUUUUUCAACUAAAGCCUUUAAGGAAGAAUCUCGCCUUUUUUUGCUUACUUCCUCCCCAAAUAUGGCGCAUUUUAGGUGAACUUUACGCGCUCUUCAAACUCUGCAUUUUUUAUGCACAAAUUAAUGUAAAAAACCUUAAUCGCCUCAAGUGAUUUGUAAGUUACAUUAAGUAAUUCGAGCACCAAACCAAACUAUUUCUGGUGGAAAUGGUGAAUGUUCUGACGAUUCAAUUUAAUUGUAAGUGACAACUUUUUUUAUAUAGAAAUGCAAUUCAUUGAGGCUUAACUCAAUUCGGCGCAUUCGCGCCUUAAUUUUUGUGAUAAAAGAAGCUUUAAUGAGAAACUAGUCUUUUUAUCUUAAUUACUAAUGUUUACUACUUUUGUCUUACCUAAUAAUCUUUAAUGAAAAUUUAAAGCUUCUUUUAAAAUUUAUACGUACAAUUUUUUUUCAACUAAAGCCUUUAAGGAACAAUCUUGCCUUUUUUUUCUUACUUCCUCCCCAAAUAUGGCGCAUUUUAGGUGAACUUUACGCGCUCUUCAAACUCUGCAUUUUUUAUGCACAAAUUAAUGUAAAAAACAUUAAUCGUCUCAAGUGAUUUGUAAGUUACAUUAAGUCAUUCGAGCACCAAACCAAACUAUUUCUGGUGGAAAUGGUGAAUGUUCUGACGAUUCAAUUUAUUUAUAAGUGACAACUUUUUUUUAUAUAGAAAUGCAAUUCAUUGAGGUUUAACUCAACUCGACGCAAUCGCGCCUUAAUUUUUGUCAUAAAAGAAGCUUUAAUCAGAAAUUAGUCUUUAUCUUAAUUACUAAUGUUUACUACUUUUGUCUUACCUAAUAAUCUUUAAUGCGAAAUUAAAGCUUCUUUUAACAUUUAUAUGUACAAAUUUUUUUGAACUAAAGCCUUUAACUAA